UCAAAAGUUCAGUCGGAGACCCAAGGAAAAUUAAAAAGUUCUGUCACUUGAAAUUUUUGAGGCGCAUCUUCAGAGAAACGUCUGAAUGUCUCGUUACGAUGGCGCGAUAACCGUCUUUAGUCCGGAUGGCCACUUGUUUCAGGUCGAAUAUGCAUUGGAAGCAGUGAGAAAGGGUGCCCUUGCGGUUGGCGUCCGUGGCAAGGAUACUGUUGUCCUUGGCGUUGAGAAAAAGUCGUUGGCUAAACUUCAGGACCCACGCUCAAUGAAAAAGAUUCAGUUGUUGGACGAACACGUUUGCGUGGCCUUUGCUGGAUUAACUGCCGAUGCGCGCAUCCUCAUAAAUAGAGCGCGUCUAGAGGCUCAAAAUCACAGGCUGACGCUCGAAGAUGCUGUCUCGGUGGAAUAUAUCACUCGCUACAUAGGUGGUGUGCAACAAAAGUAUACACAAAGCGGCGGUGUUCGCCCGUUUGGACUUUCAACCCUGAUAACUGGUGUAUCCCCGGAAGGUAAACCGCAGCUCUUUUACACGGAUCCUUCUGGAACAUUUUCAGAAUGGAAGGCAAAUGCCACUGGUCGUAAUUCCAAGGCCUUACGUGAAUGGUUAGAAAAGAAUUACAGCGAGACUUCUGACGUGGAGACAGUUAAACUAACACUGCGGGCCCUCCUUGAGCUUGUUGAGCCAAGCAGUAAGAAUAUCGAAAUAGUAGUUGUUUCAAAGAGUGGGAUUAAAACCAUCUCAAACGAUGUCAUUGACACAUUUGUGCGCACGAUUGAGGAGGAGAAGGCGGCCGCAGACAAGGCAAAGAAGGAAAACGCGCAGACAGUUGCACAAGAAGUUUAGGCUGUUUUGGUCCUUGGAAAGUUCCACUCGGUUGAUUUGUCCGAUAAAUAAUAUAACAAUUUUC
Molecule: messenger RNA, 905 nt
Organism: Micromonas pusilla CCMP1545
Lineage: Eukaryota; Viridiplantae; Chlorophyta; Mamiellophyceae; Mamiellales; Mamiellaceae
Exons: 2
Coding region: 86-841 (251 amino acids)
Biological process (GO): ubiquitin-dependent protein catabolic process; proteasomal protein catabolic process
Cellular component (GO): proteasome core complex; nucleus; proteasome core complex, alpha-subunit complex
Source: RefSeq, a predicted model, not a curated record